Megalops cyprinoides (Indo-Pacific tarpon) is the source of this 789-nucleotide messenger RNA. RefSeq names its product ETS domain-containing transcription factor ERF-like. Lineage: Eukaryota; Metazoa; Chordata; Actinopteri; Elopiformes; Megalopidae. The record is from RefSeq and is a predicted model, not a curated record. Gene Ontology annotation, biological process: cell differentiation; regulation of transcription by RNA polymerase II. The coding region runs from base 1 to 789 and encodes 262 amino acids. The transcript is spliced from 5 exons. Gene Ontology annotation, cellular component: nucleus. Gene Ontology annotation, molecular function: sequence-specific DNA binding; DNA-binding transcription factor activity, RNA polymerase II-specific.
AUGAUGGUGAUGGUGGUGAUGGUGAUGCUGACAGUGCUGUUCCCUGAUUGGGCCUACAAGCCGGCCUGGUCACCUGGGUCCCGCCAGGUGCAGCUGUGGCACUUCCUGCUGGAGCUGCUGGGGCAGGGGGAGGGCGGGGCGAUUGGGUGGGGGGGGGAGUGGGGUGAGUUUGUGAUCCGUGACCCUGAGAGACUGGCCCGACUGUGGGGGGAAAGGAAGGGGAAACCGCAUAUGAACUACGACAAGCUGAGCAGGGCACUGAGGUACUACUACAACAAGAGAAUCCUGCAUAAGACCAAAGGGAAGAGGUUUACAUACAAGUUCAACUUCAGCAAAAUGAUCCUCAUAAACUACCCAGGAUACCCACCCUACCAUCUGCCCUGCCCUCAGAGUGCAGCUCUGCAGCUGCCUCUCAUCUCCUCUGAGGGCCGGGGGUCUCUGUGCGGGGCGGGGAGGGAGGCGGCUCUGGAAAGAGCUGCACACUCCAUUCCACACCCUCUCCUGCUGCCAUACUCUCUCCCUAAGCCCCUCCCCUCCCCACCCACCUUCGCGCUACAGGGGCAGCUUCCUUACCUCUCUGUCCCGCCUCCUGUGAGGACCAGCCAAUCAUGGCUCACAGACCUGCCGUCUGUCAGCCCCUCUCUGCACUUCACCCCAGCUCUGAAUGGCUGGAGUCUGAGUAACUGCCCCACAGCUGGCGGGGGGCAGGAAGGAGAGCAGAGGAAAGGAGAGGUGGGGGUUGGAGAAGGACAGCAGCUCUCUACCCGGGAGGUGCACUUUAUCAUCUGA